GUCACCUUUCUCUCCUCGUGACCGUAGCAUAUGUUCUGCGAACGUUCAUGGCGCUCACGCGGCUCUGAAAAACGGCGCGCUGCAUCGCCGCUGCGCUUCUCGUAGGCAGUCCCGUGUCUCGCGCCGUCGUCGCGCCGCGUCCGACGAAGUCGUCCGCGCCAGGUGGAUUACUCGAGAUCGCCCGGGACAUAGUUUCCCCUGCGGGCUUUCGUGAAGCGGACGAAUCUCGAUCCCGACCGACCGAGAGAGUCGCGCGCCCUCGUCGGUCUCUCACCCCCUUCGCUUCGUGUUGAUCGGACCGGGACGAAUCGUGAAGCUACGUCGGCCACGAGCGACCAGGGAAGAUGAUAAUCGUGAGCGGCGUGUUGCUGAUCCUGGCGGUCGCGUCCAGAGUGGGAUGCCAACGGAACACUCCGAGGAGCGCACGAGCUAGCCGAAAUGAGGCGGCCUUGGAAUUCGAGUGUCCCGAGGAAUUCGGAUACUAUCCUCACCCACGCGAUUGCACGCAGUACUAUGUGUGCGUCUUCGGCGGCGCACUGCUCGAGUCCUGCACGGGAGGCCUCAUGUACAGUCACGACCUGCAGACGUGCGAUUGGCCGCGAAAUGUAGGCUGUGCGGAAGGUGGCUCGUCCGAUAAGGAGGUCGAAGAGGAUCCCCUGCUGGAAAGAUCCACGAAGCUCGACACGCUACAGGAGCAGCAACCGCAGCAGCAACGGCAGUCGCAGCAACAGCUACGGGACCAGCAACAACAGCAGCAACAACAACGACCGAUCCAAAGGCCGGUCACGAUCACGAGCACGUCGCCGCCGGUCUCACAGAUCGAGAGGCAGCUGCGACAACGGCAGCACUCGCGAACGAAUUACCACGAGGACGAGUACGGGCCCGCCUCGGAGGUCGAGAACGAUCGGCAGCAACGGGUGUACCGGGGACAACCGUCGACGAUCGGUCAGGUGCAGCGUGAUCGUGACGGUUUGAGACGGAACAUAAUAUCGGAGAGGGAGAAGGACAGCCUGGUGAGCGCGCGCGUCCAGGCCGAGACUCAUUACAGAACGCCGAUCCCGACGUCGGAGUCGCCGAGGCUCGCGAAAACCCUGGUUUCGACCGUGGCACCGGUUCUAUCCAAGGCGUACUACAACGACCCGGAUCAGAGUUAUCCGUAUUAUACGAUUUACGACGACGAUGUCUCCAUUUACAAGGACGACGAUUACAAUCAAUACACGGUGAACCAAACGGUGCAGCAACCGAACGUGAAGAUCAGCGAGGUGAACACGAAGCAGUACCAGAAGCCGAAGAAGGUCGCGGUCAACGAGGCGGACAAGUACAAUCUCAAUCAGGAUGUGCAGGACUACGAUAUCUAUGAGAAUCAGGCGCAGCUGAACAAGAACAAGUUCCGCAUUACUGACGGCCAGCAGUACAGGACAAAUGUGCUUAGCCAUCCCGUGGUCCACGUUACGACGCCGAACGUCAUCGUCGACACCUUCAUACCGCUGACCACGAGCACGCAAAUCCCCAGCACGACCAGCAGACCCUACACCGUCAACGCACCGAGCCGAGGUCGACCGCAGCAGAUCCAUCGGGGCACGGCGCCGCCGCGAUCAUCCCGACCCACGUUAAAGCCAUCCACCGAGAUAGUUUCGAAGGCGCAGGAGUUCAUCGAUAUCUACAGGUAUCCGCCGGUGAGGCCGGCGCCGAUCUAUCCGACACCACAAGUCGACAAGCCCGCGGCGAAAUGUCGCAAGGACGUCUGCCUGCUUCCGGAUUGUAGCUGCGGAGGUUCCGACAUCCCAGGUGACUACCUACCGGAGGAGAUACCGCAAAUCGUACUCUUGACCUUCGACGAUUCCGUGAAUGACCUGAACAAGGGCCUGUACGCCGAUCUGUUCGAGAAGGGACGAAAGAACCCGAACGGCUGUCCCAUCUCGGCCACCUUCUACGUGUCCCACGAGUGGACCGACUACAGCCAGGUGCAAAAUCUCUACGCCACCGGCCACGAGAUUGCCUCCCACACGGUCUCACACAGUUUCGGCGAACAGUUCUCGGCGCGAAAGUGGGCGCGAGAGGUCGCCGGCCAACGUGAGAUCCUGUCGGCUUACGGAGGCGUCAAGCUGGAGGACGUGCGGGGGAUGAGGGCUCCCUUCUUAUCGGUCGGCGGCAACAACAUGUUCAAGAUGCUCUGGGACACGAACUUCACGUACGACUCCUCCAUGCCGAUCUAUGAGAACCGGCCGCCCAGUUGGCCGUACACGUUGGAUUACAAGCUCUUCCACGACUGCAUGAUACCGCCCUGUCCCACGAGAUCCUAUCCGGGCUUGUGGGAAGUUCCUAUGGUAAUGUGGCAAGAUCUCAACGGCGGUAGAUGCUCGAUGGGAGACGCCUGCAGCAACCCACCGACACCGGACGGCGUGUACAAGAUGCUCAUUAAGAAUUUCGAGCGGCAUUACACGACGAACAGGGCGCCAUUCGGUCUGUUCUACCACGCCGCAUGGUUCACCCAGCCGCAUCACAAGGAAGGCUUCAUAUCGUUCCUCGACACCAUCGUCGCCAUGGACGACGUAUGGGUGGUCACGAAUUGGCAGGCCAUCCAGUGGAUUAGGAAUCCAACGCCCUUGGCGCUCAUGCACACUUUCGAAUCCUUCGGAUGCCAUUAUCCGGACCGACCGAAGAAAUGCAACAACCCGAAGGUCUGCAAUCUCUGGCACAAGAGCGGCGUGAGGUACAUGAAGACCUGCCAGGCAUGCCCGGACAUCUACCCGUGGACAGGCAAGACCGGUAUACGUAGCAGUCGCAUCGACAACGAGGUCGACGCGCACGAAUGAGCUGUACAGACGGAAAGCGCAGUUUUCGUUGCGAUCGGGAAGAGAGAGAAACCGCUCAUCGUACGAGAGGCAAACCCGAAUAACGUGAACGUCCCACCGAAAAAUGCGUCGCCACCACGGACGGCACAAACUUCAAACAGACGUCCGCAAGAUGUUUCACCUUUUCUGGACGUCUUUUCGAAACUUAUGCUCUCUGGAAGUAAAAGAGGGAGGAGGCUAGAGAGGAGGUUUAAAGGAUAAAUCUUAUUAAUCUUCAAUUAGAUUUAAUCACUUAAGCAAGCACUUAAAUUUAAUUAAAUUUCACGCGAUUCAAUUUAAUGCAAUUUAAUUUGCUCUAAUUGAAUUUUUGUUAAAUUGAAUUUCACCCAAUUUAAUUGAUUUACCAAAAUUGAGCAAAAUUGAGUUGAAUAAAGUUUAAUUAAAUUUGGUUAAGUAAAAUUUCAUUGAGUUUAAUUAAAUUUCGGUCAAUUUCGGUUUGAAUUCAAUUGAUGAGUUAAAUUUCGGUAAAAUUCGAUAGAAUUUCGUUAAAUUGAAUUCUCCCCCUCUCUCUGGGCUUCUUCGGACUUUCUCGCGGAUUUCUUCGCGUUAUUCGGGCUUGCGCCGCUGUUGCCGCGCUAGGAGGGAGGACGCACUCUCUUCCGUUCGGUUUAAGUAAACCUCGAGUGCUGCACGCGCGCGUCCUCGCGGACGGACGCACUCGGGCCGAGUACGCCGAUGCAACGAGUGUUUCGCGCGACGAGAAAGCUGUCCCUCGCGACCGACCGGGGCUUGCGGAGAGAGAAAGAGAGUUCGUGGGAGAUCCGAAACGGUCGUCCACGAUUUCCUCGAUCCUCCUCGAAAAUGUGGGUGAGGGCGAAUAUCACGAGGAGGGAUCGCGUGUCGGUCGGCCUCCGCAGCGUGUCGUCCGCUCGUCGGCAAGCUUUUGCUCCCCGUUUCAUUUCUUCUUUAUUUCUCGUCUUAUUCGAGCGCGUCGAUAUCGACAUCGGUAUCGGAGGCGCGUGCGCCGAGUUAAUUCGAGCCGCGGAAAAAUGAAGAUCGUGCGAAGAACACCGAAGAGCCCACGCUUUCUCUCCUUUCUUCUCCUUCUUCUUCCUUCACUUCUUCCUUUUCUCUUCCCGUUUCUCUCGCGUACUUUCCCCUCAUUUCUCUCAGCCGACUCUCUUCCGCCCCCCCCCUCCCUUUUUCUCUUUUUAUCUCUUACUCUUUCUCUUUCCUUCUCUUUUUCCUCUUCUUCGUCUAUCGUUCCUUCUUCUAUCGUUACCUCUGUCGAAUUCGCGAACAUCCUCGGCGUACUCGGCCGAAUUCGGCCAAAUAGAGCAAUUAAUUAAAUCGCAACGCGUUAAUAAUUAAUCGUCGGGAUACGUAAGUAAUUAAGCGCCGGUCGCCGGAGACUAUCAUCAUUUCGUAAUUUAAAGAAACUCGCGACGGCUCUCGCGAUCACGUGAGAUUCACGAUGCGCGGAGGAGGUCUCGUUACUCUUUUUUUUUGCGGAGAAAAAAAAAACAGAAAAAUCAUAAGAAAAGGAAAGAGUAAGAAUCGAGGGAAUCUCGCCUUGACGAAGUAUCAUGCGCACGAGGGGAUCGUCGUGUUUACCUUCUAGAACGUAAAAAACUAUAUGUAAUAUGACUUUAUAAUAAAUAAAUAUUUCGCUACAAUAUACAUGUCUACCUCUCUUCUCUCUCUCUCUCUCUCUCUCUUGACCGACCGACCGACCGACCGACCUCGUUCUUUAAAAUCUCACAGACAAUGUCGGGAGGAUGUUAGAUUUAAUUAAAUCCAGUCUAACUAAAUGCGAUAUUCCCU
Dinoponera quadriceps is the source of this 4619-nucleotide messenger RNA. RefSeq lists its product as uncharacterized. The record is from RefSeq and is a predicted model, not a curated record. Gene Ontology annotation, biological process: carbohydrate metabolic process. Gene Ontology annotation, molecular function: chitin binding; hydrolase activity, acting on carbon-nitrogen (but not peptide) bonds. The transcript is spliced from 17 exons. The coding region runs from base 345 to 2816 and encodes 823 amino acids. NCBI's taxonomy places the organism in Eukaryota, Metazoa, Arthropoda, Insecta, Hymenoptera, Formicidae. Gene Ontology annotation, cellular component: extracellular region.